This is a messenger RNA of Prinia subflava (tawny-flanked prinia), 3967 nucleotides long. It is a transcript of the gene AHCYL2, whose product is annotated as adenosylhomocysteinase like 2. Gene Ontology annotation, biological process: L-methionine cycle. NCBI's taxonomy places the organism in Eukaryota, Metazoa, Chordata, Aves, Passeriformes, Cisticolidae. The record is from RefSeq and is a predicted model, not a curated record. The transcript has 17 exons. Gene Ontology annotation, cellular component: cytosol. Bases 143 to 1726 code for a protein of 527 amino acids.
AUUGUUUGUCGGGACGCCUCAUUAAGUCCCGGGCUCUGCCAAAAAAACAACAAUAAAAAAUAAAAAUAAAAAGCCCUGAGGAGUCUGGAAGCCCAAGCGGUUCCCUCGGCGCCCGCCCCGCGGUGAAACCGGAGCGGGCGGGAUGGGGAUGGGGCCGGGGUAUAAAUGGGGCAUUCCCUGCCCCGCAGAGAGCCGGCCCACCAUGCCCAACAAGAAGAAAUACAACGUCAACGGCGAGUCGGGGAUGAAGGCCCAGAUCCAGUUUGCUGACCAGAAGCAGGAGUUCAACAAGCGCCCCAGCAAGAUCGGCCGCCGGUCGCUGUCGCGCUCCAUCUCGCAGUCCUCGACAGACAGCUACAGCUCAGCCGCCUCCUACACGGACAGCUCGGACGAUGAGACCUCCCCGCGGGACAAGCAGCAGAAGAACUCCAAGGGCAGCAGCGAUUUCUGCGUCAAGAACAUCAAACAGGCCGAGUUCGGGCGGCGCGAGAUCGAGAUCGCCGAGCAGGAGAUGCCGGCGCUGAUGGCUCUGAGGAAGAGAGCCCAGGGGGAGAAGCCUCUGGCCGGGGCCAAGAUCGUGGGCUGCACCCACAUCACGGCACAGACGGCGGUGCUGAUGGAGACGCUGGGAGCGCUGGGGGCUCAGUGCCGCUGGGCCGCCUGCAACAUCUACUCCACCCUCAACGAGGUGGCCGCAGCCCUGGCCGAGAGCGGGUUCCCUGUGUUUGCCUGGAAGGGCGAAUCCGAGGACGACUUCUGGUGGUGCAUCGACCGCUGCGUCAACGUCGAGGGCUGGCAGCCCAACAUGAUCCUGGACGAUGGAGGAGACCUCACCCACUGGAUCUACAAGAAAUACCCCAACAUGUUCAAGAAGAUCAAGGGCAUCGUGGAGGAGAGCGUCACCGGCGUGCACAGGCUGUACCAGCUGUCCAAGGCGGGGAAGCUCUGCGUGCCCGCCAUGAACGUCAACGACUCGGUCACCAAACAGAAAUUCGACAACCUCUACUGCUGCCGGGAGUCCAUCCUGGACGGCCUCAAGAGGACGACAGACAUGAUGUUCGGGGGGAAGCAGGUGGUGGUUUGUGGCUAUGGGGAGGUGGGGAAGGGCUGCUGUGCCGCGCUCAAGGCCAUGGGCUCCAUCGUCUACGUCACCGAGAUCGACCCCAUCUGCGCCCUGCAGGCCUGCAUGGACGGGUUCCGGCUGGUGAAGCUCAACGAGGUCAUCAGGCAGGUGGACAUCGUCAUCACCUGCACAGGGAACAAGAACGUGGUGACCAGGGAACAUCUGGACAGGAUGAAGAACAGCUGCAUCGUCUGCAACAUGGGGCACUCCAACACCGAGAUCGACGUGGCCAGCCUGCGCACGCCUGAGCUCACCUGGGAGCGCGUCCGGUCGCAGGUGGAUCACGUCAUCUGGCCCGACGGCAAGAGGAUCGUGCUGCUGGCAGAGGGCCGCCUGCUGAACCUGAGCUGCUCCACCGUGCCCACCUUCGUCCUGUCCAUCACGGCCACCACGCAGGCCCUGGCUCUGAUCGAGCUCUACAACGCCCCCGAGGGCCGCUACAAGCAGGACGUGUAUCUGCUGCCGAAAAAAAUGGACGAGUACGUGGCCAGCCUGCACCUGCCCACCUUCGACGCGCACCUGACGGAGCUGACGGACGAGCAGGCCAAGUACCUGGGGCUCAACAAGAACGGACCCUUCAAACCCAACUACUACAGAUACUGAGCUCCUGCAUCCCGGGGAGUCGCAGGAGCAGCAGCAGCCACCGAGAAUUUCUCAACUACUGUACAGGAUGAAACCGCGCAAGCUUCCCACGCUAGAGCCGGGCUUGCUGCCAUAGUCGACAGUGUGUUUUAGGUUAUUUAUUUAUUAAAUUAGAAUACUGUUCACGUGGCCUCUGCCACUGGUGUUCGUCCUGCCGCGGGACUGGGAGACGCUGGAUUUUCUUUCCGUUCCUUUCAUUUUUCUCUUUGGGUUCGUUCCUUUCCGGGGCUGGGAGGACGGGGAAGGCGAGGAGGAAGCUGCUGGGAUGGAGCCGUGGAAUGGUCCCUCACCCCUGCUCACCCCGUGCGCGGCCCGGGAGCCGCUCCGGGCCUCCUCCAGCGCUGCUCCGGCGGGCGGCUCGACAACCGAGCCAAACCCUCGCUGGCUCCCGCCCGGCCGGGAUCUGGCUGGAGAAGCCUCUCCGUGUGCCCUGGGCGCGCCCGGGGCCGUGCCCAGCCGGGGAACCUCGCCUUAGCCCCGCCCGGAGCUGUGCCCGAGGGUCGGCGCCGGCCGGGGCCAGCCCCGAGCGCUGCCCCGGCGCGGCCCCGCGGCGUUUUCCUGCUGCUGUCGUUCCGAGUGCCAACCUCUGGAUCAACCAAAGUCGUGUUCCCGGCGGGGCCGCGCUGCCGGGAGGGCCUCGCCCGCCGAUGCUGCUGAUGCGGCCGGCACCUCUGCCACGCCCGCAGAGCUCGCCGGCCGCCCGGCUGGGAGGAGCCCGCUCCUUCUCCAGCUGGAUCUCAGUCCUCAUUGGAAAUGUUUUAUUUUCUGCUCAUAUCUGUACGAAUCCGGAAAUCCCCUGUGGAAUGUACGAGACGUCACCGGAGUGACCCCCACGUGCCAGGGGAGCGUUGAGCAUCACUCAAACCCUCGGGCCACCUCGAAUCUCGACGUGUCAGAGCUGAUGGAGAAUAAAUCUGCCAGAGUUCCCUGCUUUAUCCCAGGAUGUCCCCCCUGAGCAUGGGACAGCGUGGCCCUUGCCAAGGUGACCUCCCAAGUGUCCGACCGGAGUCACUCCUGUCCCUCACGGGUGGCCCUGCUGAAAUAAAACUGCCCAGCCCCGUGAGCACAGCAGCCUUUGUCCUCCCUGCUUCUUCCCGAGUCUCUCAUCGGCUGCAGAUCUGUGUUUUGUCCUCCUGGGCUUCUUUGCCAUCGUGGAGAACUUUCCUGUUCACGCACAAGGAAGGGAGAACGGAGGAGUUACGGCCUCAAGGCCCUCCCAGGGCUCUCAGGAGGGUCAGGUUGCCACAAGUCGCUCAUCUCCAGAGCAAACGUUCCCGUGUGCCGGCUCACUCCGAGCUUCUCUUUGAAAUCUCUCAAAAUCAGGAAGGAAAACCUUGAGAAGACCUUGAGGAAACCUUGAGGAGACCUUGGGAAGGCGUCAGGGCUCUGAGGAGGCCUUGAGGAGAUGUUCAGGCUUUGAGAAGCUUCCACGCAGACUGGUGGCUAACCAGAGACUGGAAAUGAUCUCUGCUGCUUCGUUUCACCCCGAUCCUGAGAUUUUUGGGAAGAAUCCCCUGAGCUGUUGGAAGCGUCACAGCCGGGUCUCGCCCCCGCUGUCCUCCGGGGCAGAGCAACUUUGGGAAGAGCAGGAAUCCCAUCCCGAGCCAACCACAGCCACUUCCCCCUGGAAAAGACCCUUUCAUCCCAACCCCUCCAACCCCCAGAGCCUGCUCUGCACAGCCCCGGGUCCCUUCAUGCCCUCUUUGAACCCCCUUUUAUCUUCCAGGUAGAUAGGAAGGGAAAAAAAUAUAUAUAUUAAUACUAAAAUCCCAACUGGCUUUUCCCACCUCGAUUUUUAAAGCUCUUCUCCAUGUUCUGCUUCUCCUGUAAAAGCUUUUUGGCUCGCUUGGCUUUUUUCCUAAUCAACCUGGAAUCAUAUCCUAUGAUCAUCUCUAAAUUAAACGUGUAAUGGGGUUUGGUUUCUUUUAUCUUUUUUUUUUUUUAAUGUAACACAUUUUCCAAGAUUUAGGAAAAAGGAGAUUUUAGGUAACACCAGCAAAAUCAUAUAAAGGAAAUUAAUUCUGUUCUGAACUUUAGAGAUAAUAAGACAAAACUCGUCAUCAGCAGUGAGGAAACAAAAACGUUGCAACCGUAACAUUUCAAAAAGGAUGUUUUAAAUAUUAAUGUCUGAGUGAUUGUAUUAGAUCAGCAAUAAAGACUCUGUAAUCUCAAAACACAAAUAAAACAUUGGAAAACUCCGCC